Messenger RNA from Antechinus flavipes (yellow-footed antechinus), 1690 nucleotides. RefSeq names its product HORMA domain containing 2 (gene HORMAD2). The transcript has 11 exons. Lineage: Eukaryota; Metazoa; Chordata; Mammalia; Dasyuromorphia; Dasyuridae. The record is from RefSeq and is a predicted model, not a curated record. Bases 223 to 1374 code for a protein of 383 amino acids.
CCCUGGUCUCUCUCCUUGGGCCUGCAGACCCUGUGUCUGGGUGACCGCCCUCUCGAGCCUCAGUUCCCUUAAAAGGAAAAGGGACCUUUAAGGGGUCCCUUUAAGGACCCCCCAUUCCAGCAGCCUCUCCUCCUCCCCCCCCUCCUGCCCCCCUGACCCCGUCUCCCUGCUGAGCAGAGGGCAUGGCCCACUCCUGGAUGGAGCCGUCUGAGGCCCUGAACGAUGGAGGGACUUGCUCCCACUGGCAGGAAGUGGCCGAGUCAGGAUUCGAACUUAGAUGUAACAUUCAAGUUUGCGGGAGCGGAAGGAGCCUCACUUAGUACUUCACCCCACCUUCAAGGGCAGGGAAGCUCCUCGCGCAUGCGCCGGCAGAAACCUUUACCGGACUGUGCGCGAGACCCGAGAGCCGUUAAUAACGGACAGAGCUAUUACUAUCGACAAGACAUCAUGGCCACUACUCAGCUCUCUUACUCCGUCGAAACCUACAAGACCACCAAGGAAACAGCUCUGUUCCCAACUCAAAUCACCACUGAGCAUGAAUCUUUAGUGUUGGUGAAGAAGCUUUUAGCCACUUCUAUCUCGUGCAUCACUUACCUGCGGGGGCUGUUUCCAGAGAGUUCUUACGGAACCCGCUGUUUACACGAUCUCAGUUUAAAAAUCCUUCGAGAAGAUAAGAAAUGUCCUGGCUCUCUGCAGAUUAUCAAAUGGAUUAAAGGUUGUUUUGAUGCUUUGGAAAAGAAAUAUCUUCACAUGGCAGUACUUGCAAUUUUUACAAAUCCCAAGGAACCAGAGAAAGUUACAGAGUUAUACCAGUUCAAAUUCCGAUAUACAAAUGAAGGACCCCAAAUGGAUUUUGUCAGCAUGAAUACCAGCUUUGACAGUAGUGGAACAAAUAGUGAAGAGAUCAAGAAGGCCAGCAUCCUUCUCAUCCGCAAGCUGUACAUCCUGAUGCAGAAUCUUGGCCCUCUUCCCAAUGACAUCACACUGACCAUGAAACUCUACUACUACAAUGAGGUGACACCUAAUGAGUAUCAACCCCCUGGCUUCAAGGAAGGGGAAAGUACCCAGAGCUUUCAGUUCCAAGGCGAUCCCGUCAGCUUGAAAUUAGGCGUAGUUUCCACCAAUUUUCAUAGUAUCAAAGUUAAGAUCAUGACUGAGAGCCAGAGGAUGAUGAACGUGGAGAGUAAUCUGCUUCAAGAGAAUACCAUCACUGAGAUCUCCCAUCAAGGCCUCGACUGUGAUGAAGAGGAAGAGGAAGGCAGCAUUAAUAUUCAAAGGCUGGAAUUCAUGGACAGUCAGCAGAGCCCUGUGGUUCUGAGGAAGAGGAGGAAGGUCAGCGAGUCCGAGAAAAUCCUCAUUCCGGAUCGAGAUUGACGAUCGGGCCCCUUCUCCGUGUUUGUUUUUGUCUUGUUGAUCUCAUUGUGCCACAGACCAAGAUAAACUCUCUGGCGAGGAAAUGAAGCCCCUGUGGCCAAAGCUUUGGGCUGCUGCCGGGUUACUAUUCCUGAAUUUGUCUCCCUACCCCGCUUUCCACUGUGGUAAACAAAGGCCGUGAUGUCGGGCUGACUUUGGAGUUCACUCUGGGAGAAGGGAAAUUGGCCAGAGAGCAACAAAGUCAGCAAAAGACCGCCCUGGGUUACAGUUACCACAGGCUUUAGCUGUAGACAAGCGCCCAUUGUGUGUGUGUGUG